AUGGCUCCUUCCGCACCUGCGACAGCCAGCAACUCGCCGGCUAAGAAGGCAUCAGCCCCCGAGAAGAAAUACAAGUGCCAAUUUUGCAAUCGCGCAUUCAGCAGAAGCGAACAUCGCAGUCGCCAUGAGCGCUCUCACACAAAAGAAAGACCCUUCAAGUGCUUAAAAUGUCGCAGUACCUUCGUUCGUCGUGAUCUUCUUCUGCGCCAUGACAGAACCGUUCACGCCAAGGACGGCGGAAUUCCUCUGGUCGCAGAGGGACGUAGACGUGGUGGAGGGGUCCAGAAAAACUCGUCUGCCCCAGCUAAGCCGUCAGUCACCAUUGACCCGACGACGCUGGAGCAGAUCGAAGCAAGCAGCGAUGGUAUGGUCGACCUUGAAACUGCAGCCAUGUUGAUGACAGAUUUCCAACAUAAGGCUGCAGCAGCGGCGACCGGCCAGACAUCCGAGCGCUCCGAAUCGCUUUCCCCCGGACGCGGCUCUUUCGAGCCAUACCUCUCCGGCAACGCCACCCUACCCCAGAUGCCUUGGGACACGCUUGUCUCCGAACCCGGAUCGAUGCCCACCCUCGUCGAUCGCCAUGGCCCCGUUGGAGACGUUCUUAUGUCGAACUCGCUUCCCAUGUCUGGCAACUCUACCCCGAAUGCUCUGUCGCCGUACCCUUCCAUGACUGGCCCCGUUAGCCCCGUCAACUACCGUCGCUCACCCGGACCCAGCCAAGCAUUGACUCUUGCCAGGGCGCCUCAAAUUGCUAACGAGAUGGAACGGAACUAUAUUGUGGACCGUGUUCAGGGCUCGGACACCCUUGCUUCCCCCACUCUUGCGUUGAACCGGUAUUUGUCCACCUACUUCAACCUGUACCACCCUCACUUGCCUUUCCUCCACCAGGAAUCGUUCAAGCCGUCUCAAAUCUCAGCACCCCUCUUGCUCGCAGUUUUGUCCAUUGGUGCACUUUACACCUUUGAGCGCGAGCAUGCCUUCAUGCUGCAUGUCGGUUCCAAGGUCCUGGUCAACCAAUUUUUGCAACAUAAGGAUAACUUUGAUUCCCGCAAGUGCCCUCUCUGGUUGAUGCAAGCUACUCUAUUGAACAUGGUAUUUGAGAGUUGGAGUGGCGACCCCAAGGGCCUUGAAUGGACCUGCUCAAUCAAGAGUCUCUUGGCCAACAUGGUUGCUGGUAACCGAUACCAGCUGAAGGCGCGCACUCAGGCUCGCCAGAAUGUACAGCCCACCCGUGAAGAGUGGAUCGAGGAUGAAUCUUGCCGUCGUACAUAUUUCGCCGUGUACAUCUUCUUCGGCAUGUUGACACUCACAUUCAACCACACUCCUGCCCUGAGCUUCGACGAAUUUGACGACUUGGAGCUCCCAUCAUCCGAGUCUUUGUGGAACUUGGAUGCCGCCGAUGAUGAGACUUGGCGCCGCGGCAUGGCCACCAGCGCUCUCACUGUCCGUGAGGCUCACGACUUCUUAUUCCAGGGUGAGCAGACCCGCUACAGUGCUUUCGCCACCCGCGUUCUCAUCAACGCCCUGUUCUUGCAAGUCUGGAACCACAAGCGCAGCUUCGAGGCGCUGCAAGACGUGGUCACUGAGUACAAGCUGCGCUUAGCUCUCGAGACCUGGGAGAAUUCCCUCGAAGUGUGCGAGCCGGAAACUAUUGUGGUACCGCUCAGCACUCCCCAGAAGGGUCACCCCUUGAUCUUCAACUCGAUGGCCGUCUAUCGCAACACCCGCGCCCGCCUGGAAGUUGACCUGAAGUCCAUCCAGGAGGCCAUGCGGUACCACUCCUCCUACGAGGUGGCUGCUGCCAUGACUGUCGCUCGUGAGAAGGUCAAGCGUUCGCAGGAAAUGAACAAGGUGAUUCAACAAUGCUUUGAGUGCAUUGAGAUUGCCGCUAUUCAGGGCAUCAACUGGGUUGCCAAGACCUCUGCCACCAACUGGAGUGUGGAGCACCCUCUUUGCGGCCUAGACCUGAUGGUCAUCCUGAGCCUCUGGCUCUACCGCCUGGAACAUGACGAUGAGCCCGCGACUGAGGCCGAGAUGGCCCUCUACAACAAGGUUCGCAAUUUGUUUGACGACGAUGCCAUCGACGCUUUCGGCAAACUCAGCUCCACCGUCGCCCGUGUAUGGGGUAACAUCCUAGACGGCGUGGUUGUCUGGGGAAUUACCAAGCUGAUGGGCGAAUCGUUCAAGCUUCACUCUCAGGCCCUUGUCGGCUACGAAGAUUCUCUCCGUAUCGGCAAGGAUCAGCCUAUCCAUGCUGUGCCAACCAAGUCGCUCGCUAGCGUCGGCACUGCAUACUAA
Messenger RNA from Penicillium soppii, 2298 nucleotides. Its product is annotated as C2H2-type zinc finger protein. Gene Ontology annotation, molecular function: DNA-binding transcription factor activity, RNA polymerase II-specific; zinc ion binding; RNA polymerase II cis-regulatory region sequence-specific DNA binding. The record is from RefSeq and is a predicted model, not a curated record. Lineage: Eukaryota; Fungi; Ascomycota; Eurotiomycetes; Eurotiales; Aspergillaceae. The coding region runs from base 1 to 2298 and encodes 765 amino acids. Gene Ontology annotation, cellular component: chromatin. Gene Ontology annotation, biological process: regulation of transcription by RNA polymerase II; DNA-templated transcription. The transcript is spliced from 4 exons.